CCUCCUUGGUCCUGUCCCAUCUCAUUGAGAUUUACUAUAAAUAUAAACUGAGGGGUUGGUGGGGGAAGGUUACACAAGACAAAACUUUGAAACAGCAUCCAGUGACAGAAGGUCCAGAGUUCCUCUGAGGUUCAGACAGAAGAAGUGAAAGUAGAAAAGUAUUGGACACGACACUACAUACAAUUCUAAAGAUGGGAGACCCAGUUCAGUUAAAAGAUGAGGGAAACAAAUAUUUCCAAGCUGGAGAUAUUGACAAGGCUAUUGAUUGCUACACUAAAGCCAUCAAGGUUUGCAAGGACAAGAAAGUGCUGGCGGUCAUUCACAGAAACAGAUCUGCAUGCUACUUAAAAAAGGAAAACUAUAGCAAUGCAGCAUCUGAUGCAACUAAAGCAAUUGAUGUCGAUGCAGCAGACAUUAAAGCAUUAUACCGGCGCUGCCAGGCUCUGGAGAAACUAGGAAAACUGGACAUGGCUUUCAAAGAUGUGCAGAGAUGUGCAACACUUGAACCAAAAAACAAAACUUUCCUGGAGACUUUACGUCGACUGGGAGCAGAAAUCCAGACCAAGCUCAAAACAACAUUCUCUACAGAUUCACGAGUACAGAACAUGUUUGAGAUUCUCCUUGAUGAUGAAGUGGACAAGGACAAGAAGGAAAAAGCUGCCAAUAAUUUAGUUGUGUUGUCCAGAGAGGAAGCUGGAGCAGAAAGAAUCUUUGAGAAUAAUGGUGUGCCUCUGCUGCUCAACAUGAUCGAGAAAGGCAAACCUGAGAUGAUCCUUGCUGCCAUCCGUACUUUAUCUGGAAUGUGCACUGGACACAAAGCUCGGGCAAUGGCAAUUGUUCACAUGGUGGGCGUUGAUAAGUUGUGCAGCAUCAUGGCUGUUGACAAUGAAGAGAUUGCACUGGCUACUUGCAACCUCUUCCAAUGCAUCUAUGACUCCUUCACUGGUGGGGAUAAAAGGGAAUUCGGGAAAGAAGAAGCUGUGGUUUUGGAUGUAUCCAAAGAUCUGAAAGCCAUCCUUCUCUCUCUGUUGGAGAUGGUUGGAAGUAAGAAAGUGUCAGGCCACGGAAGAGACCAAGCUCUGAAUCUCCUGAGCAAGAACGUACCUCGCAAAGAUAAGAGAAACACAGACAACUCCAGGUCACUCUUCACUAUUGACCAUGGGUUGAAGAAGAUCCUCAAGGUUUGUGGUCAGGUGCCAGAAUUGCCAGAUCAGCUGCCUUUGACAGAAAACACACAACUGAUUGCUAGCGUACUUCUCAACAAGAUCUAUGAUGACCUCAAGUGUGACCCAGAGAGAGACAACUUCAGGGACAUUUGUGACCAGUACAUCAAAUCCAAAAUUGACCCCAAUGACAUGGACAAAACCAUUCACGCCAUCAACACCAUCUCAGGGCUGCUGCAGGGCCCCUUUGACGUCGGUAACGCUCUGGUUGGACAUCAAGGUAUUAUGGAGAUGAUGGUAGCACUUUGUGGCUCAGAGCGUGAGGUGGACCAGAUGGUCGCUGUGGAAGCUCUGAUCCACUCCUCCUCAAAGAUGAGCCGUGCCAGCUUCAUCAUCACCAAUGGCGUGUCGCUGCUCAAAGAAAUCUACAAGAAAACCAAGAAUGAGAAGAUUAAAAUACGUGCACUUGUGGGUCUCUGUAAACUGGGAUCAGCCGGAGGGGAUGAUUACAGUAUGAGGCAGUUUGCUGAAGGCUCCACUGAGAAACUGGCCAAACAGUGCAGGAAAUGGCUCUGCAAUCCUCAGAUUGACACCAAAACAAGAAAGUGGGCUAUUGAGGGUCUCGCUUAUCUGACUAAUGAUGCUGAUGUGAAAGAUGACUUUGUUGAGGAUGAACCUGCCAAAGCCAUGUUUGAACUGGCCAAGUCUAAGGACAAGACCAUCUUAUAUUCUGUGGCUUGCACCUUGGUUAACUGCACCAACAGUUAUGACAAAAAGGAAAUCAUCCCUGAGCUGGUUCAACUUGCCAAGUUUUCAAAACAGCAUGUGCCUGAGCAGCACCCAAAGGACAAGAAGGACUUCAUUGAAAAGAGAGUGAAAAGGCUGCUAAAGGCUGGAGUCACGUCAGCGCUUGCUGUCAUGGUCAAGGCAGACAAUUCAAUAUUGACCGAUCAAACCAAGGAAAUGCUGGCAAGGGUAUUCCUGGCAUUGUCAGAGGAUCCCAAAGAUCGUGGCACUAUUGUAGCCCAAGGUGGAGGAAAGGCUUUGAUACCACUGGCUCUGGAAGGAACAGAUGUUGGGAAGGUGAAGGCCUCCCAUGCCAUCGCUAAGAUUGCAGCUAUUUCUAACCCAGAAAUUGCUUUCCCUGGUGAGAGGGUGUAUGAGGUGAUUAGGCCUUUAGUCAGCCUUCUGAGCACAGACAGAGAUGGGAUUCAGAACUUUGAAGCUCUUAGAGGCCUCACCAACUUGGCUGGUUUCAGUGAAAAACUCAGAGUCAAGAUUGUGAAAGAAAAGGCUCUGCCAGAAAUUGAGAACUACAUGUUUGAGGAGCACGAUGAGAUCAGACAAGCUGCCACCGAAUGCAUGUGCAACCUCGUGACAUGUAAAGAGGUACAAGAGCGUUAUAUGGAAGAUGGGAAUGAUAAGCUGAAGCUGCUGGUGCUGCUUUGUGGUGAAGAUGAUGAGAGUCUUCAGAUAGCUGCAGCUGGAGCUGUAGCCAUGCUCACUGCUGCACAGAAGAAGCUCUGCGCCAAAGUGACCCUAGUGACUGCUCAGUGGCUGGAGAUUCUGCAGCGUCUGUGCCUUCAUCCCAAUCCCCACAUUGCACACCGAGGCAUCGUCACUGUCUUCAACAUGCUCAACUCAGAUGACACGGAACUGGCCAAGAAACUGAUUGAAAGUGAGCUGCUGGAAAUCCUGUCAGUGAUUGGCAAGGCCGACGACAAUCCCAAAAGGCAGGACGCCAUCAACGCAGCCCGCACAUGUCUGGUCAAAGCUAUGGAUCUGGGCCUCAUCAAACCAUUCACUUGCCCCUCUUAAAACGCUGCAAAAAGUGACACAACAGUAACGGACGUUAUUCUUUAUUUCCUCUGUCAAAUACAGAUUUUUCCAAAUGUUUUUUUUCCACAUCCAAAAAUAGCAGGUAUUAAUUGAGCUGUCUUCAGAUAUCCCCAAUAAUCUGUCAUAUCAUAAGCCAGCAAAUAUUUUCUUUUUUUUUUUUUAUACAUAUAUUGGCUGUUUGGAGUAAUGGUAGUUGAAUUAGGGUGUGGGGGGAGGGGAUCAUUCUCAUUAUAAAAUAUUUCUUCUCUCUUUGAGGAGAGCAAUCUACAAAUAUGGCUGAUUGAGUAAAGCUGAAACUGUUAAUCAGUCUUUGAAGACUGGUUGGUUUCCAUGUUUGUUUAUACAGUGUUACUUUUUGCUAUUUAUUGUACAUGGAUGAAUAAAU
Sphaeramia orbicularis (orbiculate cardinalfish) is the source of this 3387-nucleotide messenger RNA. Its product is annotated as protein unc-45 homolog B-like. NCBI's taxonomy places the organism in Eukaryota, Metazoa, Chordata, Actinopteri, Kurtiformes, Apogonidae. Gene Ontology annotation, molecular function: Hsp90 protein binding. The record is from RefSeq and is a predicted model, not a curated record. Gene Ontology annotation, cellular component: cytoplasm.